CUGGUAAGCAACUAAGCAAGUGUACUGAGGACGGAGGCAUCGAUCCAGCGUUCCAGCUAGCACGCACGCAGCCAGCACCCAGCACCCAGCAGUAGAAUCUAUAUAUCGUACGCAAGUAGUGGAUCGAGGCAUCUAUCUGCAGUCCCUUUCUUCUUCUUCCUCUUGAUUGAUAGGUGCGCCGAAGCUUGUUUUGUUGGGUGGCCUUUGUCUCUGUCGUCUCGUCUCGUCUCGUCUUCCGCCCGGCCGCCACCACCUGCAGGCUAUACUAGCUAGCUAUUAAGUCCGGCCAACCAAGCAGCUCGAUCAGGUCGGUCGACGGCGGGGACAGUUCGGAGGGAGGAGGCGGCCGGAGACCGAAGGACGCCUACCAUCAACUCGCGGUCCUGGCCGCGCUGCCGAAAAAUUAAAGGAAGAGGACGAAGGCUGACCGAUGGACGAUCGUUAUCCUCAUCAUCAGUCGUCGAUGGCGACACCGGCAGCAGCGAGCAAGAUGAGCAAGAAGCUGCAGGGCGGUGGUGACCGUAGUAGUGGCAGUAGUAGUAGGGGCAGCGGCAACAGUGAUAAGCAGCAGGUGCCGGCGGCGGCGAUGAGGAAGGGCCCGUGGACAGAGGAGGAAGACGCUCAGCUGGUAUGGUUCGUCCGCUUGUUUGGUGAACGCCGGUGGGAUUUCUUAGCAAAGGUCUCAGGUUUGCGCGGUGGCGGGUGCAUCCGAUCCCCAAGCAUGCAUGCAUGCAUGCAUAUGUAGAUGCAUGCGUGCGUGGGGAUGGAUUGAUGUAGGAUGGGCUAUGGCGAUGGGUGUUGAUUAACCAUUUCUUUUCUCUCUCUCUUGUGCGUGCCCUGCUUCUUCUCUGUGCAUGCGCAUGUGUCGGCGGCGUACUCGUGCAGGUCUGAGGCGCACCGGCAAGAGCUGCCGCCUCCGCUGGGUCAACUACCUCCACCCGGGGCUCCGGCGCGGCCGCAUCACCGCCGACGAGGAGCGACUCAUCCUCCAGCUCCACGCGCAGUGGGGCAGCCGCUGGUCGCGCAUCGCCAGGAGCCUCCCCGGCCGCACCGACAACGAGAUCAAGAACUUCUGGAGGACGCGCGCCAGGAAGCAGAAGGCGGCGGCGCAGCAGCAGCAGCAGCAGCAGGACAGCCGGAGCAGCAAGACGGCGACGGCGUCGGCGUUCUCAGGGUCAGCGUCGUCCGUGACUACCACCACGUCCAGCUGCUCUGGCUCUCCUAGUCCGACCAGCCGCGGCUGUGGCACGGCCACGUCAUCGUCCGCUCUGACCGAGUCCGCGCUGCGGCAAAGCGGCGGCGAAGACGAGGACGCCGAGCUCGACGAGGCGUCCACCACCACCACCACCACGGCAAGCCAGCGUCAACACCAAGACGACGACCACCAGCAGCAGCACCAGGAGUGCUACGCCUCGGACCACUUCUGGAACGACAUCGCGGCGGCGGAGGCGGCCAUCUACAUGUUGAUCGACGGCGGCUGGACAGGGUCCGGCCCCGGCCAUCCCGCCGCCGAUCCGCCUUCGUCGCCGGCGUGGGAGUACUGCUCUGAUUACUCGCUCUGGAGGAUCGACGACGACGAGUACUACGAGAAGAUGCUCGACUCCUCCUCCUGAUUCGAUUAUCCAGCCAUCACACGCAUAUGCAUAUCUAUCAUUAGCUUAUUUCUUUCUUUUUUUUGUGCUGAUUAGUCUAGCAUACAGCAGCUAUGAGAAUCCAAAGCUUCGGUUCGGCUUUCGUUGCAUCUCUUUGUAUAAUACUGUAACAUAUCUAUAUAUAUAUAUGUAUGAUAUGA
Zea mays is the source of this 1792-nucleotide messenger RNA. Its product is annotated as transcription factor MYB59-like. NCBI's taxonomy places the organism in Eukaryota, Viridiplantae, Streptophyta, Magnoliopsida, Poales, Poaceae. Gene Ontology annotation, biological process: regulation of DNA-templated transcription. The coding region runs from base 855 to 1613 and encodes 252 amino acids. Gene Ontology annotation, cellular component: nucleus. Gene Ontology annotation, molecular function: sequence-specific DNA binding; DNA-binding transcription factor activity. The transcript has a single exon. The record is from RefSeq and is marked validated.